CGGCCCCGCCCCGCGCAGUGCCCGGAUGAGGCAGGUUUGGGAGCCGGCGGGGAUGCUGCGGCUGUGACAGGCGAUGCGCUCGGGUUGCUUUGAUCAUGGACAGUGAAGAAAUUCCAACUUUCUCAAGUCCAAAGGAGGAAACUGCUUAUUGGAAAGAGCUUUCCUUGAAGUACAAACAAAGUUUCCAGGAAGCUCGGGAAGAGCUGGCCGAAUUUCAGGAGGGAAGCCGAGAAUUAGAAGCUGAGUUGGAGGCACAGCUAGUGCAAGCUGAACAAAGGAAUAGAGAUUUGCAAGCAGAUAACCAAAGAUUGAAAUAUGAAGUGGAAACAUUAAAGGAGAAACUGGAGCACCAGUAUGCACAGAGUUACAAGCAAGUGUCAUUGUUAGAGGAUGACCUAAGCCAGACGCGGGCCAUUAAAGAUCAGCUGCAUAAGUAUGUGAGGGAGUUGGAACAGGCCAACGAUGACUUGGAACGUGCAAAGAGGGCAACAAUAGUUUCAUUGGAAGACUUUGAACAAAGGCUAAACCAGGCUAUUGAGAGAAAUGCAUUUUUAGAAAGUGAACUGGAUGACAAGGAAUCGUUGCUAGUUUCUGUACAGAGAUUAAAGGAUGAAGCGAGAGACUUACGGCAAGAGCUAGCAGUACGGGAAAGGCAACAGGAAGUCACUCGAAAGUCAGCGCCUAGCUCACCUACUCUAGACUGUGAAAAGAUGGAUUCAGCUGUCCAGGCGUCUCUCUCCUUGCCAGCUACACCCGUUGGAAAAGGAUCAGAAAAUAGUUUUCCUUCCCCCAAAGCUAUACCAAAUGGAUUUGGUACCAGCCCUCUUACUCCUUCAGCUAGAAUAUCUGCACUCAACAUUGUGGGAGAUCUCUUAAGGAAAGUAGGGGCCUUAGAAUCCAAAUUAGCUGCUUGCAGAAAUUUUGCGAAGGACCAGGCAUCACGGAAAUCCUACAUUUCAGGGAAUGUUAACAGCAGCAUGAUGAACAGCAAUGGCACAAAGUACCCUCAUUCAGGGCAUACAUCCUUCUUUGACAAAGGGGCAGUAAACGGCUUUGACCAAGGUCCCCCUGGACUGGGAUCCUCCAGACCAUCGUCAGCACCUGGCAUGCUGCCCCUGAGCGUAUGAGCCACCGGGCGGUUGUGUUCGGACUUGCAAAUGCUUUUCUCAAACCACCAAGAGAAGAAGUGCUUCUGAUUCUUCCCCAUUCCUGCCCCAGCCAGAACACAGCCUGCGCCAUGGCGCACAGCAGUCCCCUGGCUGGCUACUGCUAGAGGAGGCCCUGCGCCCACAGCCCUUCAUGCCAUAUUAAUACAACUUAUUUUCUCCUAUUGCGGUAGCGGAUGUUCUCUGCCUGGGCCACACGCUGUGUGUUGCACAAGCUGAGACACAUAGUGCUCUGUUUCACAGGAUGCAGGAGUCUUGCUAGCCGGAACUUGGUCGGGCAGUCCUUGACCCAUCACUUUAUCUCUUUUAUUGUAGGUUUAGCAUGAUAGAAAUGUUGGCCAGCUCCUCUAAAAUGAAGCCUUCCCCCCUCUCCCUGCCUGCCUGCUCCAGCAUCCUGGCACUUAAGACACGCAGCUGCUGCCUGCGCAGUAAAGCUCAAACUUCUUGAAAUCAGUGCUUGGUAAGGCUUUGAGAUGAGUUUUAGACAUUCACACCUGGGAAUGAGGUCCAGAUACAUGACUGAGUUACUGCAGCUUAAUAAAUUACUGCCUGGCAGGUGUCAGCUGUUGCUGAUGGCACAGGUGCCCCCUGGCACUGCCUGUUGCCUUGGCUGGAGUCUGCUGGGGUCUGUUCCUGCAGCCCUGUCUCAGCUGGCAGAGGUGGCUGUGCACAUCAGUGCUGGGCUCUUCUGGGGCCAGUGAAGAGCAGGGGCUUAUUGGCCACUGCCAGCACAGCAGGGGGAGUGGAGAUGGCCGGGUGCUGGUUGGCAGCAUGUUGUAGGAGAAGAUCAGCACUCAGCAGAUGCGAGUUACAACAUAAAGUGCUUUAGCUUAAGCUAACAGCAGUGAGAUUCGCUGAAGUAUUUUCCCCAUGGCUCAAGACAGAGCAGCUGCUGGGCAGUAAUGUAUUUAGAGGCUGUAGCAAGCUCCUGUUUCCCUUGUGUCUGUACCAUACCUGCCUUUAUCAGUGAAACUUUCCUACAUUGCUGUAGUACAGACUCCCUGAGAGCUUUAGAAAGCUGCAAAUCCAGUUGGCUGCACUGCCAAUGGAAUACCCGCUCUGCCAGAACCAUUUAAGCAUCCAAACCAUGUUCAGAUCUGUGUAAUAUGUGACUGGAUUUUACAGUGUCACUGAUGGGCUUCUGUGACAGUUUUGGGCAACUGUGUAACUUGUGGGUCUUUUUCAAGCAAUGUAUUUGUGCGAUUUCACUGUCUUUAUGUGCCUCAAAGUUGGUGGAUUUUAAAAUGAGCCAGCAAACCCAGCUGUGGUUUGGUUGUGGGAUAAAAAAAAAAAAAAAAAAAGAAAACUUCCUUCCUUCCCACUGUUCAGUCACAUUCAUUUGGCUCUGCAGCUCUAAGUUGAUUUAUUUACAACUACUGAGGGGAAGGAAAAAAAAAAAACAAAAAAAAACAAACAUUUGCCCCAGCAGAAGGGAGGUGGGGAGAGUCACCACAUACCAUUAGAGUUUUAUAUGUUCCUCUUUUCCUUUGCAUCCUUUGCUGCAUUUGACUGUUUACAUUUGUUUUAUUGUACAUAGGUUUGUAAACAUAAUAUCUUUGCCUAAGAUCUUUGUACAUAACUUGGGCUUUGUAGUUUAUUUAUUCAAAAUCUAUAUGGCAUGUUUCAAUAGGACAGUGUACCAUACCACAGUGGUGACACAGAUCAUGUGAUUUAAAAAUCCAAGAGAGUAAUCUUCCAAAAAUAAAGUUCUUUUAAUGUGGAAUUAGUGGAUUUUGCAGAAAA
Molecule: messenger RNA, 2909 nt
Organism: Rhea pennata
Lineage: Eukaryota; Metazoa; Chordata; Aves; Rheiformes; Rheidae
Gene: NDEL1
Product: nudE neurodevelopment protein 1 like 1
Exons: 9
Coding region: 96-1127 (343 amino acids)
Biological process (GO): microtubule nucleation; centrosome localization; chromosome segregation
Cellular component (GO): kinesin complex; centrosome; kinetochore
Molecular function (GO): microtubule binding
Source: RefSeq, a predicted model, not a curated record